AAAAGAGACCUGUCCUGAUUUGCGACCGCGACGAUAACGGAUAAGCACCGAAUUGUUGGGCCCCUCAGCUGCCCUGCUCGUAGCCCCUGAGCAUACGCAGGAGAUACGUUCAAAAAACCCCACAGCGAACCGCCGAUACCCAGACAGACAGAAUAAUACAACUCCGAAGAGGCAGCAGUAAUAAUCGAUUAAAGAAAAAAGCGCAAUGAAGCUGUGUGCACUUGCGGGAUGCCUCCUGGUGAUCCCCCUGGCCACAGCUGCUCCUAUACUCCCCCCACCCUCUGUGUCUGAUUAUGGCCUUCCUCCUGUCGACACUGGCUACCCGCCUGUUCCAACUAAAAAUAUUCCAACUCCAGUGGAUCCAAUGAACCCGAUGAAUCCAACAAACGACCCCUAUGGCCAGUUCCCUCAGGCGCAGCUGAAUACUCAUACUCUGCAGCCAGGAAGGAAUCGAUGCAUGAACCUCAGAGCCCGAUCGUUUAGUUUCGGGAUGCUGGCUGAUAUUUGGAAAAACCCAGCAAAGUAUUCAUCCGGCUCACAUGAUUGCAGUGGAGGAUCGAGCCGUUCUAGCACGUAUUAAAAGUUUUUAAAAGGCAACAUUGGUGAAUAACCCAAGGUAGGCAUUGACCGCAGGUUACCAAAGAUUUUGGCAGCAAGUUUAGCAAGAGAAUGGGCUUGAAUACGUCGAUACCGGCUAGCUUAAAAGCCAACUCAUUAUAGCAUCAAUCCACCCUAUUUUAUGCGUGCUCUUUGGGCUGUCGAUAUCAACCCAGGCCUGAAUCUAUUCAUUCUCACU
Molecule: messenger RNA, 796 nt
Organism: Pyricularia oryzae 70-15
Lineage: Eukaryota; Fungi; Ascomycota; Sordariomycetes; Magnaporthales; Pyriculariaceae
Exons: 1
Coding region: 206-580 (124 amino acids)
Source: RefSeq, a predicted model, not a curated record